UAACAGAUCAUGCGACUGAAAUUUCCGAGACAUUAUGUCCCAGAAAAAAUUUGCCUAAGAAUAGUCCACCGAAAACUGAGGUAAGUGCACCUAUUCCAUUAGUUCGUGACUCCAAUUCUCCAGAUGAUUCCCAAAUCGAAGAAGAAAAAAUUGCUGUUGCAGUAUCUUGCCUUGAUGACUGUGAUAAUGAUGAAGAAAAGCGUAAUUAUUUGAGAUUUCUAAUCUCCCCACCUGCUCAAGAAGAUGAGGAGGUGUUGACCAAGAUUAAAGAAGCUUGGGUAUUCCAUAUCAGCUAUGAGAACGGUUUCUCCUUAAAACAAGAAGAAUCCAACCCUUAUCUAGCUGUCGGUACUCGUAUGCUAUUUCAACUUCUCAGAGAGAAAAUGAGGCUUCAUGAAAUUAUCGAGACGUACAAACCACCAGAUCCGUUGGAUGUUGUAUCAGUGAUUGCCAAACACUAUAACCGAGACUUGAAAAGCGUUACAGUCAUUUUGGUUGUUGACGGAAUGCAACAGCUUAUGGAGAACAAAGAUGAUGGUUUAAAGGCCCUAGAAGUUCUGAAUGAUUGCUUGGCUGGUCGUAGCAUUGAAGAAUGCAAUGUCGAUACUUUGAUGAACGAUCUGCGUUACAAUCUUACUAAAAAAUACCGUGAUGCUAUUUUUGGUUCUGUGGAAGAAGCCAGGCCUAUUGCACGAGCAAUAUUGACUAGACGUCUCUUAAAUAGGUAUAAACCUAUUCCAAAAACUGACAAAACGCCAGAUGAAUUUGUUGGCGGUGGGUUGAUUCGAUUCGAGCAAGUAGAAAAUAGUCCAAAAGGAUACCUCACUGCACCAUAUAUCUGGCUCUGGAUAUUUGUAGAGAUGUCUCAACAGCUAGGAGAUCCAAUACUUCGGGAUUGGGAGUUUGCUGAUUAUGGAGAGCAAAGAGCACUCUUGAAUCCAGUAACAUCGUUGCAAGCCAAGUCAUGGCAGAGUUUUGAAAAAUUAGUCGCAUCAUUUCGUUGUAUAAAAUCAGCUGUGAUUGAAGAAGAUGAACCAACUUCGAUCUCAGAGGUUCAUGCGGGAGCACGUUUGAAUGGCGAUAUCCAAUUUAAAAACCACAAUCUACAACUUGAAGUUGCAAAACACCAUACAGACACAAGGUCUAAAACUCUUACUGCAAGAGAAUGGAAUGUUGUUUGCUAUAAUUCUACUGUUGAUGUCCGGAAAUUCAAACAUUGUAUUAUUAAUGCCCCAGCUUCACCAUAUGGAGAUUUCUUCCUUUCAUUAGAUCAGCCGGAUACUGAGAGUCCGAAUGAAAUCCACCAAUACAAAUUACGAAAAAAAGUAGUCAGUAAAAAGGAAUACCAAGAAGAGCGUGAAAAAUCCGCAUCAGAAAAUGAUUUUUUCAUCCUCUUUACAACUGCAAAUUGUAAUAUUGAAAUUCCGAAAAAGUCUGGAAUUGUAGAUAGAAAUGCCUUUACGGACUAUUUUGGACCAUUUGCUGGAAGAGCAUACAGAUCUGCUAUGGCUAAUUCCUCUAUCUAUAAUAAUAAAGUCAAGAACAUCCAUACCGUUUCUCUUGGGCAAACAUGCAACAUGAAUCAAAGCAAAGAACGA
Racocetra fulgida is the source of this 1598-nucleotide messenger RNA. The record is from the annotation of a GenBank genome assembly. NCBI's taxonomy places the organism in Eukaryota, Fungi, Glomeromycota, Glomeromycetes, Diversisporales, Gigasporaceae.